AUGCAUGAUCCACGCGCCAAACAUGCGCCUAAACGGCUGUCCCACCCACAAAGGAGUGGUUCAGCUUUCUUUCCCCCUUCCUUCCACCUGCCACAUCGUUUCCACCAACCUUCCAUCACCUCGUCUCUAUUCUAUCAGCGUGCCUUCUAUCUCAUCCUACUCGUUGACAUGGCUCCUAUCAGCGAUAAUUGGCCAGAUGUUGAAGCUUCACUGGAGAUCAUGGAGCCAGACUUCGCCGACAGAAUUACUUCCAUGGUCGAUCAACUCCAACCUCAUCAUCCACGCAUUGAAGCAUUUGCGUCCUCUUUCCACCCACAACGACUUCCCUGUCACCUCCUUGCAGACCACUAUACAUGGGGCCAGUCAUUCCUUGUUUUCGAACUCCUAUUUUCAGACAACACGUCCUGGAUUAUUCGAUUCGGCAUGCGACCCAUGGAUGCCUACUUCAACACGGCAGCUCAACUCGAACGAAAAAUCCUGAACGAAGUCGCAGCUCUGCACCUUGUCCGCCAGCGAACAACCAUCCCGGUUCCCACCAUCAUCGCCUACCACGCACACCCUUCACCCUCCAACCCCCUUGGCCCAAAUUUCCCCGCAUUCGUGCUCAUGACAGCGAUAACGGGAAUGACGAUUGAAGAUUGUGGGGUUGCAAUACACGACAUGGAUUCUCAGUCUGGAGUAGCUUUCGACACGGACCCACUAGGUGGCGACGAAAGCAAGCGACCAAUCCUCCAACGUUACCUCCGUGAUAUCGCGGAUAUCCACGUCCAACUCAGCCGGAUAACCUUUGACCGGAUUGGCUCCUUUGUUAUAGACGAUCAGGGGAAGGUGACCGUCGGGCCUGGGGCUGAUUUCGGCCUAGGCCCCUUUGAUUCCGCGAAGGAGUACUUCGCUAUCCAGGCGGAAGCCUACGAACAGCUGGCUAUGGCAGCAGGUUCGGCCGGAGAGGGAGAGGAGGGUAACCCGGACGCCGCUCAGCUGAAGCGCCGUUUCGUGGCAGACCUUUGGCGGAGGGCCAUGAUGCCGCUCGUCGACGAGAGGGACGACCGUGGUCCAUUCCCGAUGCGCCAUGGCGACCUACACAGCGACAACAUUCUCGUGGAUGAGACAGGGCACAUCGUCGGGGUUUUGGAUUGGGACUGCGCAGGCACCGUUCCUUGGGAGGCGUUUGCCGUCCCCACCUUUGAAGUUUCCGGUCAUUUCACCGACAUAGGGGACACAGCAUCUAUUUCAAGCGCCUCCAGCGCCUCGUCAGACGACUCGUUCUUUUCGGCAAUGUCGACACCACCAUCAAGCCGCUCGGUUGUUCAUCAUGCCUUCAACCGCGAGCUCGCCGAGGCAGAGUCGCAGGUGCGCAUCGUCAAGCCCGCGUCAGGGCGAAGCCUUGCCGCGCUCCACGACUCCGACGCUGGGCACGUUGGGGCAUACUUGGCGUACUGGAUGUACUCCCUCGCUUGCGACUAUGACCAAACUGGUCGAGCUCUGCACAGGAUGUUGGGGUCGGACGACAACAUCGACCAGGCGUUCCUGAAAUUUGCAAACGAGAUUGGGGCAAACGAGACACUUCUAAAGCAAGAAAUCCAGAUUGUCCAUUGA
Messenger RNA from Cyclocybe aegerita, 1596 nucleotides. NCBI's taxonomy places the organism in Eukaryota, Fungi, Basidiomycota, Agaricomycetes, Agaricales, Hemipholiotaceae. The record is from the annotation of a GenBank genome assembly.